Belonocnema kinseyi is the source of this 2789-nucleotide messenger RNA. RefSeq names its product aspartate aminotransferase, cytoplasmic-like. Gene Ontology annotation, cellular component: cytosol. Gene Ontology annotation, molecular function: pyridoxal phosphate binding; L-aspartate:2-oxoglutarate transaminase activity; protein binding. The transcript is spliced from 13 exons. Gene Ontology annotation, biological process: L-aspartate biosynthetic process. Bases 143 to 2452 code for a protein of 769 amino acids. Lineage: Eukaryota; Metazoa; Arthropoda; Insecta; Hymenoptera; Cynipidae. The record is from RefSeq and is a predicted model, not a curated record.
GUAAGAAUUUCAGGCCCGACUUUACGCUCGACCUGCCAAGAUUCCCGUCCUUCUUAGUGUGAAAAACAGGACGAAAACAAACGAAGAAAAUCCAAGUUCCACUGCAACACAUUUGCAAGAAACUACGUCGCAAUUCUGAGUCAUGGAACACUCAGACUUAGUUGGUAGAAUGAUGUAUGUGGAGUCGCUGACGAUGCCAGAAAGGUUACAGCUCGCUCGUCAACAGCGUCGUCAACAGCUCGAAGUUUGGCGAAUUCGCGAAAAAGAAUUGUUCUGCCACCAGACUCGACCGCGAAUUCGACACACGAGUCACAAACGGCACAUCUCUUUCAAAGAUAGUGACUUAUUACUAGAAGCUACAGCAAGAAAUGAUGUAGACGAGGUUCGGAAGCUCCUAAAUAAGGGAGUCAAUCCAGACUCGACUAGCGAAGAUGGUUUGACACCGCUUCAUCAAUGCUGCAUAGACGACAACAAGAAUAUGAUGAAAAUUCUGGUUGAGUCUUCGAUUGCCAACAUAAAUGCAGAAGAUAGUGAAAAAUGGACACCUCUGCAUAUAGCUGCAAGUUGCGGACACCUUGAUCUCGUAAGGUAUCUCAUCGCUCUAGGUGCUAAUCUUUUGGCAGUUAAUACUGAUGGAAAUAUGCCUUACGAUAUCUGCAUAGAUCAAGAGACCUUGCAGUAUAUAGGAGAGGAAAUGGUGAAAAUAGGAGUCACCCAAAAAGUUAUAGACGAAGCAAGGGCUUCUACAGAAAAACAAAUGUUGUUGGAUCUAAAGAAAAUAGCAUCUGAUGGAGGUAAUUUAGAAUUCAAGGAUCACCAGGGUGCCGCACCUAUUCACAUAGCAGCCGCCAAUGGUUACUCGAGUGUUGUCAAAUUUCUUCUUCAUCAGAAGGUUUCAAUAGAUAUCGAAGAUAACGACAAAUGGCAAUCUGUACACGCAGCCGCUUGCUGGGGCCAUUUCAAAGUUCUAGAAAUGUUGGUGCAGAAUGGAGCCGACCUGAACGCUAAGAACAAAAACGGACAGACGCCUGCCGAUCUUUGCGAAGAUCCUGAAUUCCGAGAACAAAUAAUACAAUUGAAAAUGGAGCAGGAAUGCAAACGACUUCCUAAAGCACAAGGCAGGAGAAUACGAAAACCUCAAAGUAUAACUGCUCGCAUGCAAUGUAUUCAGCGGACAUGUAUCAGGGAUAAGAUUUUGAUGUCUAAUAGAGAGGUUCAGGAAGCUCAACUAAGAAUAAAAGCUCAACAAACAAAAAUAUCAUCCACCCGACCAACUGAAUCUAACGGUGGUAUGAUAGAAGGUGCAGGUGACUCCUUUCAACUUAUGGAUGUCGAUAAAGUUUCAGCUCAUCGAACAAACGACGCGAACCCAUGGGUCUUGCCAGUGGUACGUAAAGUAGAGAAACGUUUAGCAGAAGAUGAAUUUCAAAAUCAUGAAUAUUUGCCAGUCUUGGAUCAGGAUGCGUUUUGUGAAGCUGCGACAAGCAUGUUAUUAGGGGACAAAUCACCUGCAAUUUCAGAAGGUCGUGCUUUUGGAAUUCAAACAUUUUGUGACGGCACAGCUCUGAGAGUAGCAGCAGAUUUUUUAUCACAUAAACUUCAAUAUGAUACCUUCUACUGCAGCUCGCCAACCUUGGAAACUCACAAGGUGAUAUUUACCAGUGAAGGAUUCAAGAAUGUUUGUAACUAUCGUUACUGGAGCCCGGAAACUCGAGGACUAGAUUUAGAUGGCAUGUUAGAAGAUUUAAGAAAUGCUCCAGAGAAUGCUGUAAUAAUUUUGCACGCUUGUGGUCACAAUCCUACUGGUUGCGAUCCGAAUAUGGUUCAAUGGGGGAAAAUAGCUGAUGUUAUACAGGAGAAGCGUCUAUACCCACUCUUCUACAGCGCCUACCAAGGCCUAGCUAGCGGUGAUUUUGAGCGAGAUGCUGCAGGGGUCCGCUUGUUUGCAGAGAGAGGGUUAGAGUUUAUCUGCACUCAAAGCUUUGCGAACAAUUUCGGACUUUACUAUGAACAAGUGGGGAACAUGGUUAUUGUGCUAAACAAUACAAAAGAAAUCCUUAACGUCAAGUCUCAAAUAUCUAUGAUCAUCCGAGGAAUGUACGGCAGUCCACCUAAACAUGGCGCUCGUGUCGUGGCCACUAUACUACAGGAUCCCUACCUUUUCGAAGAAUGGAAAGUUGACCUUCUUAAGAUGUCAAACACAUUAAAAAAGAUAAGAUCAGGUCUUUACCAUAAAAUGAUGAGAUUGGAAACUCCAGGUGAUUGGGAGUUUAUAGUAAAUCAAAAAGGGAUAUUCGCUCACCUCGGACUCAACGAGACACAAGUGACUGAUUUAUACAAGAAAUACGGUAUCAAGUUGUUGCAAAGUGGGACCAUACACCUGUGCAAACUUUACACAUAUUAUUUGGAUCCUGUAGCGGAAGCGAUCGACAAAGUAGUAAGAAAAGACUAAAACGUAGAGAAAUUAAUGCUACUUGUUAGUUCUUCGGCAUAUACUCAGAGGUACUUGCUCAAAAACUUCCUCUGAUUCUUGGAAGAUUGUUUCAAAAUAACUACAGUGUCAUUCAUCACAUCCUUCAGUGAUAAAAAAUUAUAUGAUAUAGGUGCGUCUCAAUUGAAAAUAUUGAAAUAUAGGUUAAAGAAGAAUCGCCUUACAAAUCAGGAUAAAAUCAAAUUCUAAACAGAAUAGUGCUAAUAAUUAAGAGGAAUUUCGAACUGAUGAAUAGGAUAAUAAUUUUUAAAUAUUAAAGUUUGUAGUAUCUACUUUGUAACAAAUUAAUUGAAUUUGA